Molecule: messenger RNA, 2688 nt
Organism: Histoplasma capsulatum G186AR
Lineage: Eukaryota; Fungi; Ascomycota; Eurotiomycetes; Onygenales; Ajellomycetaceae
Exons: 2
Coding region: 1-2016 (671 amino acids)
Biological process (GO): regulation of DNA-templated transcription
Molecular function (GO): DNA-binding transcription factor activity
Source: RefSeq, a predicted model, not a curated record
AUGGCUACGACUGGGGAGUUACAACCGCCAACUUCUUCGACGUUGAACAGUUGUAUUGAUCCAAACGAUAUCGACUCGUUCAUCAACUACGACCAGCCGAUCUAUCCUUCUCCAUCCCUUUCUCCCGCUUCGGCCAGAGCGAAAACUACAGCCAACACCAGUUCUGUGUCAACCCCUGCGGCAAGUUCUGCGCCAAAUGCUCCCAGCUUUUCAUCCGCCAGCAGCAACAGCCAACAAUCCUCUUCUUCCCAAGUCUUCUUCUCGGGACCAAGCCAUGAAUAUGAUUCCUACAAACAGCAAACUGGCCUCCCACCAGGCGGCCUGGCCAACACGAUGGCUAUUAACCGGAAUAUUGGGUUGGAUUUCACGUUUGGGAACCAACAUAAUUUCGUCAUGCCAUCCGAAGCCUUUAUAAACCCCACUCAAGAGAUGGUCAACUUUGGCUCCUCGCCCCUACCGACUAUGCCGACGUUCAGGAAUUCGGGGAUUGGACUCGAUCUGGAUCCCGACACACCAACUGACCUCAUGGUUAACCCGCAGUUUACUUCCACGACAAGUAAAGCCCAGUUCGUCGAUCCCAAUGCCUUGGGUGGCCAUGAACUCUCAACACUCGCCCAACCGAGCCAAGUGGGGCGCAUGUAUCCUGGAAUGCAUCAGCAGCAAGCGGCUAUGGCGAAGGCAGCUCAGCAACAAAGGCAGCAGGAGAUCAUCCGUCAACAGCAGCAGCAACAGCAGCAACAGCAGCAACAGCAACAACAACAGCAACAACAGCCACAACAUGCCCGUCAGGCAUCGAAGCCCCAAAACAAGGCCAGUCGUCCCAGCGAUCCAGCUGUUGAGGAACGAAUUUCCCGCCUCCUGCACCAGAUGAGACAGAGCAGCGUGACCACUUCUGUUGUGCGUGAAGAAGAUUCCAAGCCCGUGAAUGUUUCGCAUAACUUAAAGCCGAAGAAGGACGAGGACGAAAUGGAUGAGGAUGAACGUCUUUUGGCUAGUGAGGAGGGGAAAAAACUCAGUAGCAAGGAGCGCCGUCAAUUGCGAAACAAGGUCUCUGCCCGUGCAUUCAGAUCCAGACGCAAGGAAUAUAUCGGCCAACUCGAAGGAGAGGUUGCUGCCAAAACUAACGAGACUAAUGAUCUACGUCUUCAGAAUCGUGCGUUGGCAGAAGAAAAUGCUCGUCUCAUGGACCUCACACGCAUGCUUCUUUCGUCUCCGCACUUCUCUUCAUUUCUUAAUGACAUGUCCAUGAACGGCCUCCCGGCUUCUCAACCAGGACAGCAGCAGCAACAGCAGCAGCAGCAGCAGCAGGCCCCAAAGGAUCCGAACCCGUCCCACGUUUCCGCUGAUAUCCAGAUGCAGAAUCAGCAAGUCGGAUUAGCCAUGGUUCCCGAGCAAUCAGUUGACUUUGCAGGAAUGGAUAUGAAUACCCCAGGCUGGAAUACCGGCAUCGACAUGAACUAUAACAACACCCCCGUCUUCGCUGUUCUGGAUGUCCCUCGAGGGCCCGAUCUCGAUAGUGCUGUUUUGUCAGGCAAAUCAUCCAACUCUGUUGGGCCCAUCUGCACAGAUGAAACUAAGGAACAGAUUCCGUCGAUCCAAAGACCACCGCCCCCAGUGGCUGAUAGUUCUACCGAGGAAGAUGAAAAGACGAGAAUGAAGUUGACUCCAGAGGUGGAAAUCGAUGAGUCGGAUCCCUCGCUAGCCCUAUUCUAUGAUCAGCCAAUGAGCAGCAGCUCUCCAGCAACGUCACCAACAACUUCUCCGACAUUUGAAGAUACGUUCGGCGGUAUCACACCGGAAAAAUUAUUUGCUCGAAUCGAUCUUGUGGUUGACGAUUAUUACAGUUCUGCGACGACGGAGGGCCAGGGAGGAUCCACCGGCUACACGGGUGUCAACUCAGCGACGAUGGUACGGUUUGAACAACUUUGCAUGAGCAUAGAAGGUGCCUACCAACGUGUUUCGUUGGUAACUGCACACCUUGAAGACACACGGGACAACGAGUGGGCAUCGUCUUAGAUGAAAAGGAGCCAAAUUUGGUUGAAACCUUUGCAAGCCGCUACUUUCCCGUUCUUCGCUAUGCCGACCGUCCUUUGUCACUUGCUGCUAAUCCCAUCCUUUUACUACUCCUGGUGUUGCUCCUUAGCGUAUUUGAUCAGAACUUUGGCCUCUUGUCACCAUCUACCGUCUUCAUUGUUUUUCCAACCAUAGUUUUAUUUUUAUUUUUUCCCCUUUUUUCCUUUGUUACUGGGCGUAUAGAAAUGGGACAUAAGCUUGCCUCGUGCGCCUCGUGUGUUUUUUCCUCUUUCCGUUUUUACAUCGCCGUUGUAUCCCGGCUACUUCUGAGGGUUUGUCUGGGAGGAGUUCAGGUUGCUGUUUUUCAAAAUUUACCUUUUAGAGAUAUUUAUAUAUACAUACACGUGUAUAUAUAUUUGUGUGUGUGGGCGAUUGCGCCUGUUCCGGUUUCCGAAUAUGUCAAGACUGUCCUCACUGGCUGUUCCCCGACCUUCAUUUGCUGAUAUAAUUUCCUAUGUCUAGGCUGUUUUUUCUUGUUGUUCUUUUUCCACUCAUCACGCUCAUCUCUUUUGUGUGUUUAUUUCAUUUGUCCUGGUUUCCAAUUUGACCUCGUAAAUAUGGAUAUAUAUAUUCACACCUUAACUCAGAUAUGGAAGAAAACUGCUCGGAAUAUAA